Molecule: messenger RNA, 501 nt
Organism: Acanthosepion pharaonis
Lineage: Eukaryota; Metazoa; Mollusca; Cephalopoda; Sepiida; Sepiidae
Source: the annotation of a GenBank genome assembly
AUGCGUAUUAAUUUAAAAAAAUGCAACUUUCAUUCUCUCCCUUUCUCUCUCUCUCUCUCUUUUCUUCUUUCUUUCUUUCUCUCUUCCCUCUCCCUUUCUCUGUCUCUCCUUCCCCCUCUCUCUCUUUCUCUCCCUCUCCACUCUUUCUCUAUCUCUCCUCUCUCUUUCUCUCUCUCGUGCUGUCUGUCUAACGACUUGUCGCUGUCUGUCUGUCUGUUAUCUAUCUAUCUAUCUAUCUAUCUAUCUAUCUAUCUAUCUCAGUCUUUUCAUUAUCUAUCUAUCUAUCUAUCUAUCUAUCUAUCUAUCACAGUCUUUUCACUAUCUAUCUAUCUAUCUAUCUAUCUAUUUGAGACCAUCAAUAUAGACAUGAUUUCUCCCGCCAAAGUCCCAAAGUUAUCUCUCCUCGUCGCUGCAGGGGAUACACCUACGCUUUUUAACAAAGGAACAGACAUUGGACGUGGGAACGAAGGUUUAUCCCAGACGCUCAGUAGACGACAGUAG